GAAAUGAAUGUGACAAUGUCACGAAUAGCAAAUUUUGCAACUUUUGCAAUAGUACUCAUUGGCCAUGUUUAUGGAAGAUUUAUUUUUGAUUCUGGAACCCUUGUAAAGGAAGCAAUUGAAUAUAGCGGUGCGUUGGUAAAUGAACUUUUUGAUGUUUCUGCUGGUUUUUCUACAUCAUUCGGUAUUUAUGUCGACUAUGAUCAGCUUGUCCAGGAAGAAGAGAUGGAUGACAGCAGUCAGCAGAGUGGAACUCAACAAAUAAGUAAUGAACAACCGAGCGAAACACAAAAUCAGUCUGAAAAUAACAAUGCAUUAUAUAUAGAUCUAGAUAUUGGUCUAGAAGGGCAUAUAAAUUCAAUUGAUCCAACGAAUCCAAAUCCAGAGUUGUAUCCAAAUAAACAAACGAAUACAAAUAACGACAUUUAUCCCAACAAGCAAACGAAUCCAAAUGAUUAUAGUUAUUUGGAGGAAAAUACAAAUCCGAAUAGCUACGACUUUCAAAACCAGCAGCUCAUUACAAAUGAGGAAGAGACACCAUAUGAUUAUAGUUAUUUGGAGAAAAAUACAAAUCCGAAUAGCCACGACUUUCAAAACCAGCAGCUCAUUACAAAUGAGGAAGAGACACCAUAUGAUUAUAGUUAUUUGGAGAAAAAUACAAAUCCGAAUAGCCACGACUUUCAAAACCAACAGCUCAUUACAAAUGAGGAAGAGACACCAUAUGAAAAAUUUCCAAUAGCAGAUUAUGAUUCCCUUUAUCCCAAUAAACAAACUAAUCCAAAUGAAGACGGAUAUAUAAACGACAAAGAAAGCCCGAAUGAUUAUUUGAUAACAAAUGAAAAAACAAACUUAAAUGAUCAGCCUGAUCGGUUUGUUCAGCUUAAUCAAUAUGGUCAGUCUAAUCAGUAUGGUCAGACUUAUCAGAUUGGUCAGCUUGAGCAGAAUUAUCAACCUAGCCCUGAGUAGGCUGUCGGUAUGGACAGCUUGUUCAUCAAAUCAGUAAUAAAUAUGCUUCCAUCGGAUAUGAAAUUUUAAAUUUUUAGUUACAAUCAGAUUCUUCUUGUGGUCCAAGUAAUGGAUGUAAUGAUAGAAAUAUCCCGAUUUACUAAUCAAUAUUCGAAAAGUCAAUUUAAUAUAAAUGUGAAAAAGUGUUUAACAAUAAGUGAAUA
This is a messenger RNA of Teleopsis dalmanni, 1166 nucleotides long. RefSeq lists its product as uncharacterized. Lineage: Eukaryota; Metazoa; Arthropoda; Insecta; Diptera; Diopsidae. Bases 4 to 963 code for a protein of 319 amino acids. The record is from RefSeq and is a predicted model, not a curated record. The transcript is spliced from 4 exons.